AUGGCGGCAAAAAUCAAACAAAUUAGGCGUUUAUCUACUAUUGUCGCUAAUAGAAAUCCUAAUCGAAGGUUCCAUACAUUUAGAAGAUAUUUCGUAAUAUUUCGUCGUUCCACGCACCCUUAUGCUAGAAAUAUAUGUCGUAGAUGUGAACAAAGUGAUCAAUAUAUUAAUUUUUUAAGCAAUAAAAUUAAUAAUAUUGAAAAUUUGGUUAAAAAUCUUAGUAAUACUGUUAAAGCUACAAAUAUGAACUUUGACAAUCAUAAUAACCCCUCCGUAAACUCUGGAAAUUUUAAUUCUGAUGUUGAUAAUUUUUCAAAGAUGGAGAUUGAACAAUUAAUUACAUUUUCUACUCAAUUGGGAUGUCGAUUGUUUGGAAAACGUGAUACUGAUGAUAUCAAACAAGAAACCAAUAACAAAAAUAGUGAUAACGAAGUACCGAAAGAUAAUGAGGAAGAGCAAAAACCUUAA
Scutellospora calospora is the source of this 468-nucleotide messenger RNA. NCBI's taxonomy places the organism in Eukaryota, Fungi, Glomeromycota, Glomeromycetes, Diversisporales, Gigasporaceae. The record is from the annotation of a GenBank genome assembly.